This is a messenger RNA of Nasonia vitripennis (jewel wasp), 10223 nucleotides long. RefSeq names its product SH3 and multiple ankyrin repeat domains protein 3 (gene Prosap). The coding region runs from base 774 to 5708 and encodes 1644 amino acids. The transcript has 25 exons. Gene Ontology annotation, cellular component: postsynaptic membrane; dendritic spine; postsynaptic density. NCBI's taxonomy places the organism in Eukaryota, Metazoa, Arthropoda, Insecta, Hymenoptera, Pteromalidae. The record is from RefSeq and is a predicted model, not a curated record. Gene Ontology annotation, molecular function: synaptic receptor adaptor activity; ionotropic glutamate receptor binding.
UGUAAACACCCGGCUGUUUGUUUACAGUUCUCGCGUGUCCAAGAUAAACAGCACCGAUCGCCGCUGCUUUUUUCUCCUCCGGCUCUCGCAGCGGGUGUGACAGUGAUUUUUAUACUUGCCGAACGUGCGCGAAUACCUGCUUGGGUUUUACAUACUCGCCGCGGCGAAAGCUCGGGCCAGCAGGUUCUGUGCGAGGGUAAUUUUGGCUUUUUGAGGUUAUCUGCGAGUGCGCGGCUACUGUGACAGUGAGUCGGGGAGUAUUGUUUACCUAUAUCAACGUCGUGGUGCUGUGUGCCGGUGUCGCAAGUAACAGGACUGCCAUCAGCCGAGGAUCGCCCGACGUGCCACUGCAGCCGAUGCCGCUUCGUUUGGAUGUUUCAUAAGGUAUGGAUGACUUUUGAAACUUAACAACAUCAGUGGAAUUGAAACAUAGCGAGUCUCAACUAGGUGAGCUUUGCCAAGACGUUGAUCAAUCCGUGAAUGUAACUACGUUCGCGAAGCAAGAAAAACACAGUCAAAGCAUCAAAGACAUGCAUUGUACUGAAAAACCAAGCAGAGCCCAUUGAGUCACGUACGGAGACUUUUCGAGUAUCUACGCCUCGUCUGCUGCUCGUCAUAUGUAAGCAUUACGUGUCACUUCUCCGUGCAGGCUGGCGGAAUUCAAUUUCGGAACUUGUGUGUAAAAGCUCAGCAUCAACCGCGGCCUUUUCAAUCGGACGUUACUAGGAAUGUGAUGUCGCGCUAGGCCCGAGUUAGGUGGGGUCCGCCGCGAGAUGGAGGCGGGACCGAAACAGGCUGCGGCGCCGGUCGGCUCGGCCGGCAGCCAACAACAGCAGCCGCAAUCGCAACAGCAGCAACAGCUACUGGACGACAUGGUGGAGACGGGCCCGGUGGACGACGGCAUCCUACUCGCCCGGGUCCACGUGCCCGAGCUCUGCGUCAGCAAGUGUCUGCAGUUCCCCAAGGACCAGCUGGUCUGGGACGUCAAGCAGCAGUGCCUCGCCUCUCUGCCCAAGGAGGUGGCCACUUGGUAUAGGGAGUUGAAGGAGAGCUUCAAUUACGGGCUGUUCUAUCCGCCGGUGAACGGCAAGGCCGGGAAAUUCCUGGACGAGGAGCGCCGGCUCGGGGAUUAUCCUUUCAAUGGACGUGUAGGCUACCUCGAGCUCAAGUACAAGAGGCGGGUCUACAAGAUGCUGCACCUCGACGAGAAGCAGCUGAAGGCGAUGCACACGAGGACGAAUCUGCGCAGGCUGCUCGACUACGUGGCCAACAGCCAGGUCGAGAAGAUCGCCAAGAUGUGCGGCAAGGGCCUGGACCCGAACUUUCACUGUCAGGACACGGGAGAAACGCCGCUGACACUGGCGACGACGCUGAAGAAGCCGUCGAAGGUGAUAAUAGCGCUGGUGAACGGCGGAGCCCUGCUGGACUACAGGACGAAGGAGGGACUGACGGCGAUGCAUCGGGCCGUCGAGCGGAACAACCUCGAAGCGGUGAAGACGCUCCUGGAGCUCGGCGCCAGUCCGAACUACAAGGACACCAAGGGCCUGACGCCCCUCUACUACAGCGUCAUCUACAAGACCGACCCGAUGCUCUGCGAGACUCUGCUGCACGACCACGCGACCAUCGGCGCGCAGGAUCUCCAGGGCUGGCAGGAGGUUCAUCAGGCCUGCCGCAACAACCUGGUCCAGCACCUGGACCACCUACUCUUCUACGGGGCGGACAUGAACGCGCGCAACGCCUCGGGCAACACGCCGCUGCACGUCUGCGCGGUCAACAACACCGACUCCUCGUGCAUCAGGCAGCUGCUCUUCCGGGGCGCUCAGAAGGACGCCCUCAACUACGCCAACCAAACGCCCUACCAAGUGGCCGUCAUUGCCGGCAAUAUGGAACUUGCGGACGUUAUCAAGAACUACCAGCCCGACGAAGUCGUGCCAUUCAAGGGCCCGCCCCGCUACAAUCCGAAGAGGCGCUCAGUGGCAUUCGGCGGUCUCUCCACAAGCUGCAGUGCGGGCAACCUCGGCCUCGGCACGCUGACGAGGCUACCGUCCGGUGACUAUCAUCAGCCACUGACCCCGUCCUCGCCCGUCGGCAUGUCGACCUCGCUGAUCAGCUCCUCGGGCUCCUCGUCCUCGGGCUCGGCGAGCAACACCCUGACCCGCGAGCACUUUGGCCCCAGCAAUCCCAGCCGAGUCGUCUCCUCGGCCGACGCCUACCUCGCCUCCGGCAGCCUCGGCCGGGGGAUGUCCAGCACGCCUACAACGCCCGCCGAAAACCAGCCCCAGCAGCAUCAUCACCACGGGACGAUGUCCAGGGCGGAGUCGCACCACGGUUGCCUCAACAGAGUGCCGUCCAUCGAGAAGCAGGGUAGCAGUAGCGGCGCCGGCAGUGGUUCCACGGGUUCCGCUGCCGCGUCGAGUAGUAGCAACACCAAUACCAUCCAGAGAAAUCCGUCCGAACAGCAGCAUCAGCAACAGCAGAGAUUGAGCUCCGAGUAUCAGAGCCCCGCGCAGCUCAGGGAGCACGCGAGAUUAUCGAGCAGCGGCGAGCACUAUCAGAACGUGCGAAUAGAGGGCCUGACGAGGCUGCAGGAGCACAGGAUCGAGCUCCAGCACCGGCUGGACAUCCAGGGGGGAGGCGGGGGCGGGGGCCUCGGGGGCCUCAGGCCCCUCGAGAUGCCCCCGUCGCCCUCGCCGAGCAGUCGGAGUCUGGCGCCCUUCAGCUCCGCAAGCUCCAGCCUCUCCGAGGGCAGUAAUCAACCGUCCGGGGAGGACUCGGCCAGUAUUGUCACAGACAAGAGCCUCGGCGACACGGCCUCGGACGUCAUCAGCGACAGCUCGGGCGUCGGCACCUCGCAGUCCGACACGACCAACAACUCGCUAUCGAUACCCGGCACCACCGUCGUCUGCGUCGAGCCCUACAGCGCUGGAAUACCCGGGCAUCUGGCCAUCAAUCAGGGUGAUAUACUCGAAGUGACAGGAGCGACGGACUGCGGCCUGCUCGAAGGCGUCCUCCGCGGCCAGGGCACCGGUCUGUUCCCGGCUCACUGCGUGCAGGAGGUCAGGCUGCGUCACACCAACAUACCCCUGGGGCCGCAGGCGGUCGCGAGGGAGGUUGCCGCCGCCGCAGCCGCCUCCAGGAAUCGAGUGCUCGGCCGUCGGGAGUCGCAGCACAAGUACUUUGCCACUGCUCCUAGAUUAAAGAAACCUUUUCAUGCUUACGAUUCCAGGGUUACGACAGAGCCGCGCACAGUCGUGCUACAUCGUUCGCGAAAAGGCUUCGGCUUCGUGUUGCGCGGCGCCAAGUCAACGACGAAUCUCACCGAGGUCACGCUGUCAGCCAGGUACCCGGCUCUUCAAUACCUCGAUGACGUCGACGAGGGUGGCGUGGCCGAUCUCGCCGGCCUUCGCAAAGGAGAUUUUCUCAUCCAGAUUAACGGCGAGGAUGUGACGACGGCUCUGCACGAGCACGUGGUCGACCUGAUCAGGAAGUCCGGCGAGCUGGUGCGCAUGACGGUCGUGUCGCCGGUACUCAGUCUUCCUAACUCGCAAUUGGCAGCCGCCCUGCCGACUAGUCAGCCGAUCCAGAGGCAAUACGCGACGCUGCCACGCAAGACCAACAACAGCGUCGUCAUCGGUGGCACCCUCGGCCGAUCGCCCGCGCCGAUGCCGCCGCGCAGAGACCCAAAGACUACACUCAGCGUCGGGAGAGCCAGGGCUCGAUCUAUGGUCGCCGGCCUAGAAGGUGGCGGCGAGAAGGACGAUCGUGACGAAAUGUCGUCGAACUGCGCUAAAUCCAACAGUUCCGAGUCGCUGCACUUGAACCAACCAACGACGCCGGGAGGUAACGCCAAUCAGAAUUCAUCCUCACAACCAAGAACAGCGAGCAUACGCUCGAGACCGACAUCUAGUCGGAUUACCGCGGCUGAACUCGAGGAGCUCUUUCAGCGACAACAGGGCGCCAACGGCGCUGCUAGUAGCAUGAGCAGCGCCAUGAGCCCCAGCCACUACGGCUCGACGAUGCAGAUGAACUCGAGCUCGCACUUUCCCAGCGGCACGAUUAGCACCAAGUCCCAUUCAACUUCGCCGGCCAAGUCCGGCCGGGUCUACGCCAGUGUUGCCGAGAUGAAGCGCAAGGGCAAAUCGUCGCGAGUGCGCUUUUUCGGCGGUCUGGGCGGCGGCUCGGAGCUGCACCGCGACUUCCACAGCACGCCCGACCUCAACGUGCAAGCACAGAUCGGUGUUGGCGGAGGCGCCGCGAGCCUCUUUCCCAAGGGACAUCGCAGCCAGGAGGACGUCAACGCGGCUCUCGGCAGGAACGGACUGCCGCCACCGAAUCACCCGCCACCACCGCCUCCGGUCGGGCAGGUCGUCAAGGUCAAUGUGGGGGCACCGGUACCUGACGUAGUCACGCCAGCUUCUGUCUACGAUAACAUGGCCCACAUACAGCAGGUCAAAGAACUCGCCGCAGCGACAGCGGAGAACAACUACGGCGUGAUGUCGAGCUUCCGGCCAUCCAACAGUGCGAAGCUCUACGCCUCUCCCGAGGAUAUGAAGACGGUAGGCUAUCGCUCGCUCAGUCUGCCCAGCCACUCGACGCGCUCCCAGCUGCGAAAAUCCCACAGUCUUCGAACACCCAAUGGCGCCGGCAGCGCCGCUACCUUCAAACCUGGUCCCGGUAAUCAACUAGCUAACGGCGCGAGUCAGGCUAACGGUGUCGCGACUGCGGCUACUGCUGGCGGUAACGGCAACAACAACAAUCAAUACGCACAACCGCUCAAGAACGGCAGGAGUCACAGCACUGUCGGUAUCAUGAGGGAGAGAAAGAAGAAGUCCAGCUUGACCACCAGCUCGUCGGCUUCGAACCUAUCGGGAGUUUCUGGCGGUAACAAUCCGAACGGCGGCGCGUCGGCACCACCCAUACCCGAGCCCGACUACAGCUUGAGUGAGUCGGAGAACGACGAGGACUUGACGGACGAAGGCGACGAGUCAGAAAUCGCUAAGGAACUGGAAAAAGCAGCGCAGCGUGAGAAACUCGAGUCAACGCGCGAAACGUCUGGCAACUCCAAUGCCUCCGCUGGCAGUGGAAGCAGUAGCAGCUCCUCGGGCUCGGGCUCACUACCUCACUCGUUCAGUGUCGAAGAGAUCCAAAACGUCCGCAAGCAGCUAAAGACUCAACAGUCCCUUGUGGAGGAUGGCGACAACAGCUCUAGCGGCGUAAGUUCUGAUCAGGAUGUACCUGUAGGGCCUCCUACUGGCUUUGACGACACGAAAGCUCGCAAUAACGAGGCCAAUCACCAUCAGCAUCAGCACGUACAUAACCAAGCUCAUGCCGACAAAGAAAAUAAUAGCGUGAUGGUGGUCAGCAGUGGUUGCGCGCAGAAGAGGGCGAGCUACGGUGGAAGCGGUUUGCUAACGAGGCACGCAGUCAGCCUGGCCCAACUGCCACCACCAAUCGAGGCCGAUGCCGAGGAGCAGGGCAAUGACCUGUUUGUACCACCGCCACCCGAGUUCAACGCCGAUGGCACACCGAUCACCGGUACUGGCGCUGACGAACUCGUGUUCGCGCCACCUCCGCAGUUCUGUGACAACGGCAAGAUCCAACCGCAGCAACAGCAACAGCAACGCGUCAAAAUUAUCGGGGCCAUACCCAAGGCACAGAGCAACAAUAAUCAGGUCAAACCGCCUAGUGGACGACUACACAGUCAGUGAGACACGGUGGGCAGCUCCAAAAAACGGGAGGAAGUCCGCGAGGCGAUCACAAGAAUGGAUUUUUAGAAGGAAACGUUAGGCUCGCAAACACGUUGAAUAGAAAGUAAGGGGUGUUUUAGAUUGGAAUAUUAAAACUGUUGACUGUGAGAAAGUAUAAAAUUAAAAGCAGAUUACAAGUAUGAUACAACUUUGAGUUCUAUUACGUAUAUUUUUGUUUUUUUCUUGUAACACUUAAAAACAUUAUAUCUUUUGCGCGUCAAUAAAAAAUGAUGAUUUAUGUUUUCUCGUAGCUAACAGUUUGUGAAUACGAUGGAAGAUAAAACGUUUCCGACGGGAGAAAAAUCCAAUAAAAUCGUUCAAUUAAAUAUAUAGUACACUGUUGCUCUCAAUGCACACCAUAUUAAAAAAUAUGCCUGUCUAAUUACAAAAUGACCAUUAGUACUAGUCCUACUACAAAAUCUGAGAAAAUUGACAUUAACAAACUAUUAUUGAUUGAAGCAAAGGUAUUUCAAGUUAUUUUUAAAGAUUUUUACUCACAAUUGAUUUAGUAUUAAAAAAAAAAAUAUUUAAAAAUCUUUUAAAAGUAAAAUAAUUUAAUGGCAAAAUUUUUGUUUUAGUUAAUAAAUAUGUUUGUUAUGUGUAGUUUUUUUCUUGGAAUGAGUAGGUAUUUGAGAUAAACGCAAGAGGCAUUUCGCGUCAGUUUUUACUUGCGAAACUCAUAGUUAAUAAGUCUGUGCAAAUCGAGGUCCGUUAAUUUUAAUUCAGCAAAAAACCAUUGCCAUAGAUUUGAUUCUACAGAUCUAGAUAACCACACUUUUCGAUGGAUUUAUACAAUUUUACGUAAUUCAUGUACAGAACACGUUUGCUCUACAUUAAGAUUGACUAAAUGCAAUACACAACUUUUUACAAAAAAAAAAAAUUAUUAUAAUUUUAAUUAUAUCUCAGCUGAAAGCUAGAUUUAAUAUUUAAAUCUCAGCUAUGGAAUGAGUUUCUUUUUUUGCGUUAAACACUCGCAUACAAAACUAAAUUUUACGAUUACGUGGUAACAUUUCUAUAAAACUGAGAAUAUAUACAUUUUGAUGAUUCUCGGAGAAAGUUUUAAAUAUUUGGAAACAGUGAAAAUGCUUCAUUCAACAUCAAUUGUAGAAUCGAAUCUAUGUUGUGAGGUGAACGGAAAAACCGUGAUCCAUUUUUAUUGCAAUAGCGGUGGCCUAACAAGGCAUGCAUUUUUCUGGCAUAAGGUUGAGAUACGCAAACAAAUGUGUGCGCGCAGCGAGGAUUUCGAGUAUUCUGCUCUUUAAUAAUUGUAUGUCCAAUACGAGGUUUAGAAAAGCAUAAUAAAGAAGCUGCAGUGUAUGCGUGACAAACCGAGUAUGUGCGAACCACAAUGCGAAGUUUGUUUUUAAUACAAUUUCUAUUAUGACUAUGGCGUGUGUUUAAUACUUUUUCAACAGAGAAUAAAAGAAAAUGAAAAUAUUAAUAAUUGUAAUAAGUAACGAUGCCGAAACUGGCCCUGUUAUGUCUUCUAAAUGCGUACUUUUCACAUUGGAUAUGAUUGCAAGAUAAGAACUAUUAUAAAAUGUAGUUGAAACAACGAAACUUGGAUUAACACCUUGUAGUGCGUGUGAGUAAAUUUUUGCUUCUAAAACAUAUAUUUGCAUAGUGAAAAACUUUUUAGAUGAUAAUCAUAUUUCAAUUUUGAAAUAACAACAAAUUACAAUGUAAUGCGCGCAUACCUUCCAUUUUUCAAUCCAAAUAGUCCAUGUCAUUUUUAUUCGUCGCUGUUUUAGUAUUAGGUAUGAAUGUAAUCCUGAUUAGAAAAUUUGAUUGAAAAUAUGAAGUAAGGGUUAUAAAAACAGAAUAGUCAAUUAUCAGUAACAGGUCGAAAUAAUUAGAUUCUAUUAAAAUCAUUUGCAAAUAAAUAAGUUAUUAUUCAAUAGAAUCAAAUCAUUUUUUACAGCAUAAUUGACUUGAUUUUACCUUGAUGAUGUAAAAUAUUACUGAUCUCUUUCUUUUAGCUGCAAUUCUUCAAUUUUAUUUUCGAAUCAGGAAAAAUGGUAAUGAAAUGUGUUUUAGACUAUCGUUAAGAAAAAAAAUUGCAUUAGUGCAAAACUGAAGCUUUUUUUUAAUACAAGACACUAGUUUUAUUUACACGAGAAGAAUAUACAAAAGAAAUCCGAAAAUGAUAAAUACAAUUGUAAAGAAAUGUGAAAACAACGUUGAAAAGAGAAAAAUGGAGUGCAUAUGCGAAAUUGGUCUCACAAUGGAAAGGGCGUCGAUCGUAAUUUUUAUUGUGUAUAUUAUUAUAAUUUUUAUGGAGGUACAUAUUAUAUAUACUUGUAUUAUUAAUUAUUUCUUGUGCGUAAGUAGACAAUUGAAAUGCGAUAUUCAAGCGCCUAAACGAUUGUGUAUACCGCCAAGAGUUACUCACAAAGUCAUUAGAUUCAUUUUUUAGUUCUUAAUGUGUCAAAGUAAGAUGUAAAAGCGUGUGUGAACGACACUGAGACGAGUACAUGAUUUAUUGAUAAUCGCGAACUAGACAACACUAUAAAAAGAAAAAAAUACAUAACGCGCGGUAUAAAUGCGAUAUGCCUCUUUAAAAUGCUAUAUAUAAAUAUUAUUCAUAUCUAUACUUGGCUUUGUAAGAUAGGUUGUACACCGUUUACAGAAAAAAUUUAUUUUGAAGUCUUUUUUCUUUAUUCUCUUAAUUUAGAAAAUUGUUAAAAAUGCGAGCGAAUGAUCAAUAUUUUUUUUAUUUCCCGCUGCAGUUUGCGUCUUGUUUUAUUCGAGCGAGUGCUCGAAUUCCCACAAGCGAAUCGUCGUCAAACGAAACAAUGAAAGGAAGAAAAAAGAACAAGAGGGCGUGUAAUAAUUAUUUCUUGUUGUAUAUAUAUAAUAUAAAUGUAAUCUUCCUUUCUUCGAAAACUUUUCGUGCGAUCGAAAAAAGUCGAGCCGUAACAAUCCAAAAUAAGCGGCUCACGGUAAUACUAUAUAUUAUAUUGUAUAUAUUGAAUAACAUUACAAUAUGUUCACAAAGAAUUGCGAUGGUGAUUAAUUAUAUGUUUAUAUAAUUUUUAUUAUAAUUAAUACUAUAAUCAUUAUGCUAUUACUAUUAUUUUUAAUAAUUGCCUCUAUUAUUACUAUGGUCAUAUUAUUAUUAUUGUCAUCACUAUUAUCAGUAUCAAUACGAUUAUGGACCUAGCAUUAAGGAGCUCAGAGCAAAAUAUUGCAUCUCCCAAAAAUAAAAAUUGAUUUUCCUUUGCCGAUAUCAAUUAACUGGGGAAUGCGAAGGGUAGAGUAUUAUGGUAAUUACAAUUGAUGAAUGUCGUCAAAAAAGGGAAAGUAAGCGGCUGCGUUAUCUCGAUGUUUCCUUUUGUAUUAAAGAAACCUACUAAAUUCUGAAAGUGACGAUUUUUCGCCCUAACUCUUCAUUUGAAAUUUCAAGGCAUUUCGCUAUUUUACUUACUCAAUUUUUAUUUCUAAUUGGGACUUUUUCUUAUAAUUAAUUUUACAUUCAAGAUCCUUAUAAAGUAUGAACUUUUGCGAAAAAUCGGCUGUUAAGUAUCAUCAAAGUAAAUUUAUAAAGCAAGUAGCAGAUCUGCGCCUGUAUAAUCUAGAUCUGCAUGAGUUUUAUUCGUCCCCGCGAUGCUCGAAAAGCAACAGAAACUAAAAUAAAAACGAAAAUGAUAAUCGAGACUUUUCGAGCUUUGCUGAUUCUUUAUGGCCUUUUGCGUUCUAAUCGAUCCGUCAGUACAAUUUCACCAGCCAGUUUAUGUAAUGAACCGAUCAAUAUAUGUAUAGCGUGAUUGGCAUAUAUAUAUAUAUAUAUAUAUAUAUAUAUAUAUAUAUAUAUAUAUAUAUAUGUGUGUUGACAAAUACAUAUAUUAUUACAUGUAAUAAAGAUUAUUAUAUGAAUUAUACGAAGAAACAACAAAAAGUGAAAUAUAUUGAAUUAAAAUAUUUUCGAGUGUCAGAAUUGAAAAAAAUACCUUUGCAUUAAUUAUUAAUAUAUGAAACUUGUGUUUGAGGUAUAAAAUACAAUCGGAUUUAUAAAUAAAAUAUGAAUAAAAAUAAAUUACAAGUUUGUUGCUUCAUGUUUUACAUGUAUGUGAGAUUAGCUAGAUUAAAAGAUAAAGGCUAACCCUCGACGGACGAUAUUUUAUAGUUAAAAGACAUUCCUGCCAAAAUGUAGUGUAAUAUAUAUCCAAAUUUAUUGGAGAGUUAAAAAAUACGAAAGAGAGAGACAGAGAGAGAGAGAGAGAGAGAGAGAGAGAGAGAGAGAGAGAGAGAGAGAGAGUAAUGGAAGAAAAAGCAAGAAGUGAGUGAACGUAUUUAUAAUUAAAAAGAUUAACAGCACCGUUAAUAUCCAUCUUUAACUGUUUCGAUUAUUUUUACUGUAUACGUUCGACGGUUCCAUUUAUAUACACAAUGUACAAUUGACACUCGCGCAAUGUACUCAACAAUUUAGUAGCUCUGUAUCUUCGAUAUUGCGAAAAAAGUCUCUAAAAUUUAAAA